Aspergillus niger is the source of this 738-nucleotide messenger RNA. RefSeq lists its product as uncharacterized. NCBI's taxonomy places the organism in Eukaryota, Fungi, Ascomycota, Eurotiomycetes, Eurotiales, Aspergillaceae. The record is from RefSeq and is a predicted model, not a curated record. Gene Ontology annotation, molecular function: carbon-sulfur lyase activity. The coding region runs from base 1 to 738 and encodes 245 amino acids. The transcript has 4 exons.
AUGUCGUUUCAACAUCAUGUCCCGGAACAGUACGGAAUUGCUAGUAGUGAUGUUCUCUUAAGACGAGACACAGGUGGGCGACCGCGGCGGGAGGGUGCCUCAUUGUUUGCGCCAGCCACUCAAGUUAAAACCAUGCCAUCAUCCUUUGAUACUUGUUUACCUUGGCUCGAGUUCCGUGACAAUAGUGGAGUGCUGGUGGAGACCCCGGUGGGUGGCCCGCAUGCGCUCUUUCCAGCAGCUGCUGUGAUCAUGGGAGGCCGAACUAUGGCUGCAAAAUCUGACAACACAAACUCCAAUUUUCCUCUUGCAGGGAGCGCCACGCAAGCUCCUGGUCUUGUUGAUACAUUCAUCUGCAACUGCACAGAUUACCACAAAAUCACUGCAUCCAUGUUCGCGACCAACUUUGUUAUCAAAGACACGUAUUUAAAACACUUGCGUGGCAAAGAAAUGCUCACCAUCUAUUGCCAGCCGAAGACCACUAUCACUGGCAAGGCAAUGACCAACUUCUUCUGUUCUGUGUGUGGCUCGCUUAUGUAUCGCACGAGUGAGGUGUUCCCAGGACACAGCAUUUUGCGUACUGGAACGGUUGAUGAUUUUAGUCUGCAUGAGACGAAAUUGAGGCCAAGGGUGGAGAUAUUUACCAAGGACCACCCGAGUUGGCUCUGCGGUGCAAAUGGUGUUGGACAGUUUAAGGCAGCACCUCCGACGCUUAGGAAUACCCCCAUUCCAAAUCCCUGA